AUGGAGUUUUCUACCAUUUUCACCCUCGUUCCGUAUCCCAAGUCCCCCUCCCUUGGCGAUCCCGCUAUCUUCCUGCCCAUCUGGGCUUUCCUCUUUCUCGUGUGCUUGUUUACGAAACUGGUCACCGCCUUGUGGCCAUCGAUUCUCUUCUACCUCUCCUUUGUUGUAGCAUUCGCCCCGGACAAGAACUUUGUUGUCGCUGCCAUGUCCUGGCUUUCACUGCUUUGGCUUUGGAAGCCCUGGGCCGCCGCGACAGCUGACCUACGUCGUGAAGUCGAUCUCGCGAUUGACUUUGCAUUUCUCGCGUGGUUCCUGAUGGCCUUCCCUUUCGUUGUCUUGACAAUCUGGGUCGGACUGAUGGGGGUUCUUCGUCUUGCCGCCAACGCCAUAAUCCGCCGAAUCCAUGACGCCAUGGAGUUCGAACUCGACCUGGAAUAUGUCGCCAAAUGCUACUCGCCCAUGCAGCUAGAAUCACCCGGCGAUCGCGCCAUGAUCUGGCUCCUUGCCGCCUCUGGAAACCCGACAUUCAUCCUGAGAUUAUCUCGCCCUCCUCUCGGCAUUAACCAAGCUGGAAUUGAAGCUAUCUUUCGGGAUAAGCGACCGCGCCGCUUGGUGAAGACCUCCAUCCAAGAGCAGGAGCAAUCUCGGGCACGAUUGAAGAAGUUUGUGAAGGAGUGCCGUGCAGAAAUCAUGGCAGCAAAGGAAGCAGAGAGAAUCGCCGCUGCGCAGCUUAACGAUCCGAAGCCAACGCCAUUCGACAGCGAACCAGUGCCUCAGUCAAGAGAGACCCCCACCCCGGUGGUUCAGGUUUCUGCUUGGCCCACUGUUCCCGAGUCGGACAACGUCACAGAAGACGUCAAGACUGCCAGCGGAUUUAUAGAGACCCAGGAACCCGAGAUCACAUCUGUGGUUGAUGACGGCGAAAGUCUAGUCGGAGAUGAAGAAGACAGCAAAGCGAAGGAACCCGAGUCCUCAUCUGAGGAGUACGGUGAAAGCUUGGCCCAGGAACCCGAGAUCACAUCUGUGGUUGACGACGGCGAAAGCCCGCUGUAUAUCGACACCCAAGCCCAGGAACCAGAGAUCUCUUAUGAGAAGUAUGGCGAAAGCUUCGCCGAGGAUCCCGAGUCCACAUAUGUGGAGGACGACCAAGGCCCAGUGUCCGAGUCGAGCGCCACGGUACCCGCCGCAGUCCAAACCGAGGAACUGGAGGUCUCAUUUGAGGCUGAUGAAGGUGAAGGUUUCACCGAGGAACUGGAGGUCUCACUUGAGGCUGAUGAAGGUGAAGGCCUCACGGAGGACAAGACCUCGUAUGAGGAGGAGUUCGACGUUGAGAUGACUGACGCGGAACCCCUUGAGGGAAUAGUACCUGGCCUCUUUAUUACAUCUACAUGUGGCUACUCCAACCCAUCGGAGCCUAUCCUGCCAUUGGAAGUUUUGGCCCCACGGUCUCCUGCUUGUCAGGAACCUGGUUACCAUUACGAUACCCGCGGAUACUCCAACCCACUGGAGCGUAUCCUGCCAUUGGAAGUUGUGGCCCCACGGUCUCCUGCUGGUCAGGUACCUGGUUGCCACUACGAUACCCGCGGAUACAUGUCAUUGUCGCCUAUUGUCGAGAGUGCUCAGCCUGUUGUCGAGGCCCAGUAG
Messenger RNA from Trichoderma breve, 1644 nucleotides. RefSeq lists its product as uncharacterized. The coding region runs from base 1 to 1644 and encodes 547 amino acids. Lineage: Eukaryota; Fungi; Ascomycota; Sordariomycetes; Hypocreales; Hypocreaceae. The transcript has a single exon. The record is from RefSeq and is a predicted model, not a curated record.